This is a messenger RNA of Megalops cyprinoides (Indo-Pacific tarpon), 1128 nucleotides long. RefSeq names its product COMM domain containing 6 (gene commd6). Gene Ontology annotation, molecular function: NF-kappaB binding. The transcript is spliced from 7 exons. The coding region runs from base 9 to 608 and encodes 199 amino acids. Lineage: Eukaryota; Metazoa; Chordata; Actinopteri; Elopiformes; Megalopidae. The record is from RefSeq and is a predicted model, not a curated record.
UUUCGGAGAUGCUGGGAGAGGGAUCACUCGCCGGUGUUGACAAAAUUGUCGAAAACAUUGGAAGUCUACCGGUUGAUCUGUUUGCAGAAACAUGUCAGCAGAUUCUGACUCAGCUUCAAGGGCAGGCUCAGGCUGUGGAUGUGGUUGAAAUCUGUGGUAGAUUCCAGAAAGCUGGGAUAAUACUGGACUUAGAGGCUGUUCAGGAGAUCAGUAAACUGCUGUCAUUCAAUUUCAGGUCAGCAGCAAAGAGCAACCUCUCUGCAGAACAGCUGAUCACUAGGUUGAGAGAGGGCUGCAGUAAGUGGUCUAAACCUGCCCUGCAGGUGGUGCACAAGUUGUGGAGUGAACAAGGAAAUCUUGUCCGUGCCCACCAGGAGGCGCAGGCCAUGAGCAGUGUGGGACAGCUGGUGGAUGUGCAGUGGAAAUUGGGAAUGGCGGUCAGCUCAGACACCUGCCGUUCCCUCAAUUCGCCAUACGUCUCCUUGUUGUUGAAAAUUGCAGACACCUCAGGACAGAUAUCCAGCAAAUCCUUUGAAAUGACAAUCCCACAGUUUCAGAACUUCUUCAGACAGUUCAAGGAGAUGGCAGCCGUCCUAGAGACAGUAUAAUGCUCAAAGAGACCUCAUUGUGCCUGAUAAAUUCUGACCCUCAAAUGGUAGUUCAUUGUUUUGUUUUCUUAGGAAUAAACCAGUAGCGUCAACCCCAAGUCCCAAAGUGCCAAAGUGUCGCUUUUUUUCUUUGAUCCCAAUCCUCCAGUGGCUUUUGGGCUGAUUAUUCAAUUAGCUGUACUUUUACCGCUAUACUUGCCCUAGCCCUUACGUGGCCCUAGCAUAUUUACCAAACAAGGUAAGAAUCAUGUCUAGAACCCAUUUGAUCUUCACGAUGAUGGGUGUUAAAAACAUUACAAGCACAAGAAUCUAAAACACAACACUGGUGGACUACCAGAGUUCAAAAAAUGUUGAUUUAGUUUGUUGUAUGGUACGUGAAGUGUGAAACAUACACUACGAUACCAUGGCACUGUUAAAUCACUUCUGCUUAACAGUAUAGACUACUUUCAUUGAAAAUCACGGCCUGGAUGUUAUGGAGUGCAUUUACCAAGCUCUGGACUUCACCUCCCAGAAGCCUGUG